AAAAAAUAGAUUAAGCUACCUAUUAUUUUUACCUAUGAUGUAUGAGACGUGUAGAAUGCGAUGGAUCUCUUCAGUCGAGUCAAGUACAAGACACUGAAGACGACCUUACAGUUGAGGUCGAAAUACGUAUCUGUCAAAGGAUGCAAAUUCUUAGUGGAAUUCAAAGGAACCCGAUUUUCUUUUAUUUACAGAUAUUCCCCUAACAAGCCCAGGUUAUUCAUCAUCAUCAUGGCUACCAAGCGGACGGAGCAGAGUUAUUUCAUCGAUUUGAAGAGAUCCAUCAUCAGCAUUCAGAAGGACGUGGCAUUUCUGAAGAAAUGUCAAAAGGAGAAACUAACACCCGUUAGUCAUAGGAUUAAGGUCAAGAAGCACAUCCCACCCAGCGUCACCAGGAAGGCCGAAGCAGAGUACAUCGCAGACACCAUCAAACGCCACUACGCCAAGUUGGACAAGCUGACACUUAAGUGCUAUUCCCUGCAUUUAAAGUUGGCCAACGAAUAUCCGGAAGGUUUCCCAUUGUUCCUCACCAAGAUAUUCCCCUAACAAGCCCAGGUUAAUCAUCAU
Molecule: messenger RNA, 564 nt
Organism: Aedes albopictus (Asian tiger mosquito)
Lineage: Eukaryota; Metazoa; Arthropoda; Insecta; Diptera; Culicidae
Exons: 2
Coding region: 61-543 (160 amino acids)
Source: RefSeq, a predicted model, not a curated record